Messenger RNA from Momordica charantia (bitter melon), 1060 nucleotides. Its product is annotated as WAT1-related protein At1g25270-like. Lineage: Eukaryota; Viridiplantae; Streptophyta; Magnoliopsida; Cucurbitales; Cucurbitaceae. Gene Ontology annotation, molecular function: transmembrane transporter activity. The record is from RefSeq and is a predicted model, not a curated record. Gene Ontology annotation, cellular component: membrane.
GACAAAAGAGAGAGAUUGAAUAAUGGUGAGGGUUUUAGGGGUUCCAGUUUUGGCGAUGGUUUUGGUUCAAAUUGCUUAUUCUGUGAUGAACUUAAUGUACAAGUUGGCUGUGGAAGAUGGGAUGAAUAUGAGGGUUUUGGUUGCUUAUCGUGCCUUCUUUGCUGCUGCUUUUAUGGCUCCUCUUGCUCUACUUAUUGAAAGGAAAAGGCUACCCAAACUAUCGAGGGUGAUACUUUACCAAGCAUUUCUUUGUGGAUUAUUAGGGAUAACACUUUCGCAAAAUUUAUACAUCGAGGGUUUAGCUCUGACAUCAGCAACAUUUGCCGUGGUUAUGACUAAUCUCAAUCCUGCAUUCACAUUGGUGUUCGCCAUUUGUUUUGGGAUGGAGAAAUUAAAGGUGGAAACGAGGGCAGGAAAGGCCAAGGUUGUAGGGACAGUGGUGGGAAUGGGUGGGGCCAUGCUCUCCACACUCUACACAGGCAUUCAAAUUCCCAUCUCCACCGCACAUCUGCAUCGCCAUCAAACCCCACAUCGCCACGUGGCAGCAUCGCACGCCUCCUUCGUCACACACCUUUUUGGCUCCCUCUUCGCUCUCUCCAGUUCUGCAUUUUAUGCACUCUGGUUAAUAGCUCAGGGGAAGAUGAACGAGUCGUACCCUUACUAUUACUCGAGCACUGCUCUGGUGACGGCAAUGGGGUUUGCUCAAUCGCUUAUUGUUGGACUCUGCACAGAGAGAGAUUGGGAUCAGUGGAGGCUUGGCUUCAAUAUUAGGCUUCUGUCAGCUGCUUAUUCGGGAAUUGUGACAUCAGGAGUGGUGAUUGCACUUAUAUCUUGGUGUGUGAGCAAAAAAGGGCCACUAUUUGUAUCAAGCUUUAACCCAUUGGCCAUUGUGGUGAUAGCCAUUGCUGGGUGUUUAGUUCUUGAUGAGAAGUUGCACUUAGGAAGCAUAUUGGGGGCAACUUUGAUCGUUUGUGGAUUGUAUAUGGUAUUGUGGGGCAAAAGUAAAGAGACAAAGUAUACGACUGAAGCAGUAUCACCUGAAGCUCCCUCGACAACUUAA